CCCCCAUGUCAUCCAUCCAUGCAUCCAUGCCAUGCCAUGCCAUAUGCAAUUGAUCCAUCCAUCAAUCCCCCAUCCACCCACGUACUGCUUGCAUCCUACUGCUCCCCUUUGGACCUGUAUGUGCGUGCGUCAAGCUUGCAUAGCUUCCCGUCACCACCCACAGCUUCGGCGCCGCCCUUGACCGAGCUGCACCUGCCUGCACCCGCCUGCGCUUCACCUACUUACCACGUCGCCUGGCUGCAACCGCCCGGCCUCCUCACAACGACCAACGACGGCAACAAGCUGCCGAGCUGUCGGGGCUCUUGCCCUGCUCAGUGCUUCCCGAUCCGGUCCGGUCAGGUCCUGUCCUGUCCUGUCCUGUCCUGUCCUCGACGGCACGCGAUGCGGAGAAGCUCUCACGGCCCUUGAUCCCUCACCCAUCUCCGUCCCACGCGCUCCCUGACACGCCCGUCAGCAAACCCUCCCACGCGCCCUCUUGCCGGGUGGUCAACAAGAGCGGCGGCACUUCCGUACCGAGCUUCGAUUGUCGUCGCCGCCGCCGCCUCCUCCUCCUCCCCAUGCUCUUUCGCUCCGCUGCCGCCGGCACCCUGACCAACGACCGCCGACGUCGCCGCCGCCGCCGCCGCCGCAUCGCUGAACCCUGGCGAUAGCUUUCCGAGUCGCAACGUCGCUCCCUACCUCCUCACUAUGUCGCUCACGUCGCGUCGAUACAAGACCAACACUUCACGACUCUGGAUCGGCCAGUGAGUCGAGUUGCGCGCUGGCGCGUCGUUUUCACUUGCUACCCACCUACCCGCGAGCCCUCGCUCUCUCGCCAUGGACAGUCGCGAGAGCAGCAGCCAGACGCCGUCUGGUCCCAGCCAGCCGAGCACGGGCAACACACCCCAAACCACAGCCUCAACUUCACAGAGUGCCGCCGCCGGCAAGACACCCGGCUCCACGUCGAGCGCCCAAAACUCGAAGCGCAGGCGCGGCCUCGGCGUCGUCACCCCCAAUGCCUGUACCGAGUGUCGCAAGAAGCGCGCCAAGUGCGACGGGCAGAAGCCCUGCGGCCGCUGCAAGGUGCAAAAGGACGUCGAGUGCGUCUACGAGAUACCCGUGCGCCAGUCCAAGGAGAACCUCCGCAACGAAAUCGAGUCGCUGCGCCACCGCCAGCGCUCUAGCGACAGCGUCUUCUCCGCCCUCAUGCGCUCAGACCUGGUGGAGGAUGUCUUGAAGAGACUGCGCGGCGGGCAGUCCGUAGACCAGAUAUCAGACUGGCUCGGUGGCAUCAUGCCCUCGGGCGGCGGCACGUUGCCCGUCUUGAACCGCCUGGGUAACCACGACAUGAUCGGUGCCGGCCCCAGCUCCGCGCCGCACUUUGCCGGGUCUUCGAUGCCCGGGCCGACGCUCCCUCCUCUGCGUAUCGGCAUGGACCCUCAGAGCCCCAUCGGGGUGCAGCUGCCCAGCGCGAGGAACGAGUCGGCGGGCGGCUCCUGGCCCUUGUCUCCGCAUGGCAUGGGCGGCUCCUCGAGGAGCGGCUCCCACCCGGACGCCAUGAGCUGGGCGCCCGACGCCCGACGCCCGCCCCAGUCCCGGGUCGGCUCCUUGGCCGAGAGCAUGGACACGGACCACGACUCAGACUCGAUGCCCCGGUCCCACGGGCUCGAGCAGAUCCUUUCGCCCCUCGCCGGCGACGCGGACCGCUCCGGCGACACCAAGCGCUCCGCCGAGACGUGGACCUCCAUCACAGACGACAUCAACCUCGUCCACCACCUGCUGGCGCUCUAUUUUUGCUGGGAGUACCCUACGUUUGCCUCGCUGAGCAAGGAGCAUUUCCUGCACGACUUCCGCGAGGCCCGCCAUCGGUACUGCUCGCCCAUACUCGUCAACGCCCUGCUCGCCCUUGGCUGCCGCUUUUCGAGGCAGCCCAUGACGCUAGCAAAUCCCAACGACCCCUACUCCUCGGGCGACCACUUUUUCAAGGAAUCGCAGCGGCUAUUCUACCAGGAGACGGAUCACCACUCCCUAACGACGAUCCAGGCCCUGGGCAUCAUGUCGAUCCGCGAGGCGAGCUGUGGGCGUGAUUCGGAGAGCUGGUUCUACGCCGGCCAAAGCAUCCGGCUCGCCAUCGAGAUGGGCCUGCACCGCAUCCACGACCAAGGGGAUGAGGAUGAGCUGGCCGUGCAGUCGGCGACCUUUUGGGGCGCCUUCGCCCUCGACCACGCAUGGUCACUGGCGACGGGCUCCCUACCGCAGUGCUCGUCCUUCCCGCACCUCCCGCCUAAGCCUGCCAUCAUCACGGGCAUUGAAGCCUCCAAGUGGGUGCCGUACACCGACGACGGUAAGUCGCACACGACACAGGGGCGACUUGGUCGGGACGGCUCACUCACACCAUUCCCAGGAGCGCCGCUGCAGCGGUCGUACGAGCAGCCUUCCAACGUGCGGUCCGUUUACAAGUGCUUCUGCGAGCUCAGCGAGCUGGUGCACGAGUCACUGUACAUUCUACACUCACCCGGCAAGCCGCUGACGGCCCGGGACCUCUUGAGCAUCUACACCCAAUACCUAAACUGGUACGGUCGGAUACCAAAGGUGCUGCGGCUCGGCGCCAACUUUACGCCGGCCGUGCUGUUUGCGCAGUGAGUCCUGUUUCCUCCCAGGGCUCUGAGAGGCCUGCCUGCCUGCCUGCUGCCUCUCUCGGAUACUGACGGGGGUUGCGACACAGCAUGUACUACCACUUUGCCAUUCUUCUGCUGUUCCGGCCGCUCAUCAAGCUGCGGAUCAUCGGGUCCAAGGUGCUGCCGCGAGACGUGUGCUCGCAGGCGGCGGAUGCGAUCCAGAGCCUGCUUACGUCGUACUCGCAGCUAUACACGCUGCAACGGACGCCGUCGUUUGUGCCGUACUUUGUGUUGACCUCGUCCAUCAUGCACUUGGCCAUCGGGGCGGCGGCGGCGCAGGAGGGCGGCGGCAAGCCAGGACCCGACUCCCGCAGUGGCGGCGGCGGCGGCGGCAGCGCCAGUACCCGAAGCCUGGACGAGUCGAUGAAGGUGGCGGCCAAGGUCGACCCGCACGUGAGCGAGGCGCUCAAGCAGGGCAUCGCGGACCUCACGGAGAUGGCGCCGUGCCACCACUUUGCGGAGCAGGCUCUCAACAUAUUGCGGUACCUAGCCAAGAAGUGGAACAUUGACGUCGAGAUCAGCUCGAGCGGCGUCAAUCUAACCCAGGAGGAAUACGACCGGCUGGUGCGGCCGUAUACGAGCAGCCUCAACUUUUUCGCGCCCAACGUCGGGCGCGAGGAUUUUAUCUGCGACUGGGGCACUGGCAAGGUGGUGCUCGGAGCCCAAGAAGGCGGCAACGGCGUGGAGCGCAGCGCCGAGACCAUGGCCAACCCGCUCUUCUGGCCAUUUCCCAUGCAAGGGCGGCCCGUGCUGCCCACGGGGAAGGACAUUGAAGAGGCAGGCUUUGCGGUGCUGUAGCGACGAUGACAACGACGGCGAUGACACACUGCCGGCACAAGGUAGGCGGAGCCCUCGCCUCGAUGCCGUGUUGACUGUACAAGGGGUCCAUACGGGCCACGGGCGGUUCCCGCUCAAGAAUGUUGCUGCCUGUCUGCGUGCUAGCUACGGCGGUUGGUUCCCUAGCAGUAGCAAGAGCAAAGGUAGCUGGUGGAAGUCUCUCAGAGAUGUCAUGUAUGACACGGCUUCCGUGUAACAAUGGGCUGGGAGAGAGGGUGUUGAAGCUGGGGGGCCAGUGCGCGAAACGGGGAGAAGGAUGAUUGACGAUGGCAUCAUGGCCAGCUCAGUCCCCGAGGAUGACCACUUCGGACUAUGACAGCUGGCAAGGCGUUUCCUCUUUUUUUUUGUCCCAUGCGGCGGACAGCCAGGGUAUGAAUGGCAGGCCUUGGAGCCUCCAGGGGAGUUGGGCAAUGAUAGAGGGAUCCGUUUCGCGCCUUGGUAUUCGUCUUUUUACGGCGACGACAAAGGGGGACAGACGACGACGCCGAAAUAGCGGUAGUUUAGUCGCGAGACCGCCAACGAUUGGAAAAUCUACUACCGCUGCCCCUGCGGAGGUUGUUGGUUCCCUGCUCGUGUCGUUUGACCUGACAUUUUGUUUCCAUCUACGAAGCACAAAAGUACACUUUGACGUGGGCGGCACG
Purpureocillium takamizusanense is the source of this 4135-nucleotide messenger RNA. RefSeq lists its product as uncharacterized. Gene Ontology annotation, molecular function: zinc ion binding; DNA binding; DNA-binding transcription factor activity, RNA polymerase II-specific. Gene Ontology annotation, biological process: regulation of DNA-templated transcription; DNA-templated transcription. NCBI's taxonomy places the organism in Eukaryota, Fungi, Ascomycota, Sordariomycetes, Hypocreales, Ophiocordycipitaceae. The transcript is spliced from 3 exons. Bases 817 to 2622 code for a protein of 601 amino acids. The record is from RefSeq and is a predicted model, not a curated record.